UAAAAACAUUCUGAUACGUGCGUGGUGGGUAUUGAUAGUUUUGCCCGCUUUCUCUUUUUUUUUGCAAAUUACCAGGGGUCCCACGAGGUGUGCAGACUGAGGAAGGAGUAGCUGCAAGACAACUAGUUUAUAAUGACUUCGUACCUCUUUCUACUCUCAGCAAGAUGUGGAGCUGUUCCUCCCAAAACAAUUCUUCAGUCUUGUGGAAGAACUUUGCAAACGAUAACUGCAAGAAAAUGGUCCAGCGAAGGAAGCAAAGUAGCAGUAAAUGGUGUACAUCUCCACUGUGACCAGACGGGCAAAGGAAACCAUCCUGUGUUACUCCUCCCUGGGGCAGUAGGAUCAGGAAUAAGGGACAUGGAACCACAGUAUAAAGGCUUAGACAAAAACAAGUAUAAGCUGGUGACCUUCGACCCAAGAGGCUUUGGUAAAUCAAGACCACCAGAGAGAGAUUUUCCUUUGGAUUUUUACCGACGGGACGCUAAAGAUGCUGCAGACCUCAUGGCUGUACUUGGACAUGACAGGUACUCUGUACUUGGAUGGAGUGAUGGUGGUAUCAUAGGCAUCAUCAUGGCAGCUACAUAUCCAGACCAUGUACAGAAACUACUAGUGUGGGGAGGCAAUGCAUAUUUCACUGAAAAGGAUAUCCAAGCUUAUGAGGCAACAAGAGACAUCUCAAAGUGGAGCAAGAGGAUGCGUGCUCCGAUGGAGGAGAUGUACGGCGCAGAAAACUUUCAGAAGCUCUGGAGUGGUUGGAUAGACGGCGUGCAGAACAUCAUGGUGGAGAAUCGUACAGAUGCGUGUAUGGACGACUGCAGACAGAUAACCUGCCCAACGCUUAUCAUCCAUGGGGAGAAGGAUGCCAUGGUGCCCAGUGAACACCCGCUGUACUUAAACCAGAACAUCAGAGGAUCAAGACUUCUGAUGAUGGCCGAGGGAAAACAUAACCUGCACAUGCGCUACGCAGAAGAAUUCAACAAACAUGCUGAGAUUUUCUUGGACAGCUCAAAUACCUCUUAAGCAAGUGAGAUUCAUCUUUCUAGGCUGGGUGAGCAACACAAGUGGUUUAGUCGAGAUCAAAAUAAAAAUGAGUUGAACAAGCACUCAGAGAAGACGGACCUUUCUUGUGUUACGUGUCAAGCCCAAUUCACACGAGAGCUUUUUAACCAACAUGUUUUGCGAUAUUUCGCAUCCAGGAUAAAAAAAUAGCAAAAUCCACUCGUGUAAAAGCUAUCCUGGUUAUGGAAUAGCAAAGGAUUCUGACUAAAAAUGACUGCGGUCAUGACCAACUACAAAAAAUCGCAACUAGGUUAUAAUCGCACAGAUCGGCCGCGUGAAACGACUCAACCAAGGACCCAGUUUAUGCUGUCGUAGUAUGCCUGCGUAAACGCGUUCCGUGCCACGGAUUGUCACAUGCUAUGUUUGCGGAUUUCCAGUCUGUCCAUUUGUUGUGGCACUUUUCUGCAGUUUGUUUGCCUUCAAGUUUUUUCUGAGACAGCCUUCCAAACUUUGUGGUUAUGAACCAUUCCCUUCAUCUUUGUCUGCACUUCUUCAGUGCCCAUGAUCCAUGCCCAUGACCCUUGCAUACUCCCCACCAGGGAGCGGAGAUGGUUUAAGGAGUGAAUUAAGGCCCAGUGACCAGGGGUAAUAAUGUGAA
Molecule: messenger RNA, 1657 nt
Organism: Asterias rubens (European starfish)
Lineage: Eukaryota; Metazoa; Echinodermata; Asteroidea; Forcipulatida; Asteriidae
Product: valacyclovir hydrolase-like
Exons: 6
Coding region: 133-1020 (295 amino acids)
Source: RefSeq, a predicted model, not a curated record